AUGCGUUUCCUCAACGCUGCUGCACUCCUUACAGUCCCUUUCCUUACCCAAGCUGCGCCUGUUGAAGAUGUAAAGCCCUCAAAGGGUUACCAGAUGGGCGUGUUCUACGUCAACUGGGCCAUCUACGCACGGCAACACUUUGUCACAGACCUCCCUGCGGAAAAGCUUACGAAAGUCACCUACGCGUUCGCUAAUGUGAACAAGACUACUGGAGAGGUCUUCCUCUCCGAUGAGUGGGCCGAUCUGCAGUUCAGUUAUCCUGGCGAUGUAGCUUCAAAUGGCACACAGCUGCUCGGCAACUUCAACCAGCUGUACAAGCUCAAGCAGAAGAACCGCAAAUUGAAGACCACACUUUCUGUGGGCGGCUGGUCGUACAGAGGGAACUUCAAGACAGCGUUGGCCACAAACGCUACACGUUACCGCUUUGCCGAGUCAUCGUUGAAGUUGAUCACCGACCUUGGACUUGACGGCCUCGACAUUGAUUGGGAGUACCCUGAGGAUUCAACUGAUGCCGCCAACCUCGUCGAGACCGUCAAGCUUUGUCGCCAACUGCUCAACUCGUACUCUGCUGAACACGCUCAAGGCUACCACUUCGACAUCGACAUCUCUGCCCCUGCCGGCCCUCUUCGCUACACCGUUCUCCCGAUCGCAGCUAUGGACCCUUACGUAGAUGACUGGAACCUGAUGGCAUUUGACUACAUGGGACCCGGUUUCUCCAACUUCACUGGCCAUCUCAGCAACGUACACCCGUCCAAGUCCAACCCUGUAACCACAGACUUCAACACCGUCCAAGCAGUUGACUACUACAAGAAGCACAUCUCCUCCCCUCGCAAGAUUAUCUUGGGUAUGCCGAUGUACGGCCGCUCAUUCGCCAACACCAACGGCCUCGGCCAGAAGUUCAACGGCUCAGGUGACGGCACAUGGGAGGCCGGAGUUCUCGACUACAAGGUGCUACCACUCAACGGCAGCACUGUGUACACGGACAAGAAGGUGAUCGCAUCCUGGUCAUACGACAACAAGACCAAGCAGUUGGUCAGCUUCGACACGCCCGAGGUCCAGACGCUGAAGGCGAAGUACCUGAAGAAAGAGAAGCUGGGAGGCGCGUGGUGGUGGGACUCGAGCUCUGAUCGCACAGACGACAAGAGUCUUGUCGGUACCGUAUCCAAGGCUCUCGGAGGUCCGGACGGACUGAAACCAGACUUGAACAACUUGUACUACCCUCUGAGCAAGUACGACAACAUCAGGAGCGCCUGA
Ascochyta rabiei is the source of this 1254-nucleotide messenger RNA. Its product is annotated as Chitinase. Lineage: Eukaryota; Fungi; Ascomycota; Dothideomycetes; Pleosporales; Didymellaceae. Gene Ontology annotation, molecular function: chitinase activity; chitin binding. The record is from RefSeq and is a predicted model, not a curated record. The transcript has 2 exons. Gene Ontology annotation, biological process: carbohydrate metabolic process; chitin catabolic process. Gene Ontology annotation, cellular component: extracellular region. Bases 1 to 1254 code for a protein of 417 amino acids.